GCUGAUAUAGCCAUGGAUACGCCAACGGACACCAUCUUGAUCGGGAGAAUAAUAUGGAUCCUAGCCUCGUUAUCGAUUGAUAUCCAUCUGCCCAGUAGUGGCUGUAUUGUACCAAGAACUUGGAAGUUAAUGCGGCCGAUAGAGAAACCUCAUUGUCACGCUAUCACAUACGCCGCAUCAAAGGCAGCACAGUCAUAAGGAGCAUAAUGUAAUGAUCCCAGACCCACAUGUCCUUCACAUGUCUCCUCCAGUUAGAAAUGUUCUCACUGCGAUUAGAAAAACUCAGCAGGACAAUGCGGCGCGGAGUCCGGUGGACGUAUUACAAUUAAUAGCGGUUAUUAUUAUCAUGUAACUAGU
This is a messenger RNA of Serpula lacrymans var. lacrymans S7.9, 357 nucleotides long. RefSeq lists its product as uncharacterized. The record is from RefSeq and is a predicted model, not a curated record. The transcript has a single exon. Lineage: Eukaryota; Fungi; Basidiomycota; Agaricomycetes; Boletales; Serpulaceae. Bases 13 to 198 code for a protein of 61 amino acids.